Messenger RNA from Stylophora pistillata, 1654 nucleotides. Its product is annotated as NAD-dependent protein lipoamidase sirtuin-4, mitochondrial. Gene Ontology annotation, cellular component: mitochondrial matrix. The record is from RefSeq and is a predicted model, not a curated record. Gene Ontology annotation, molecular function: histone deacetylase activity, NAD-dependent; NAD+ binding. Lineage: Eukaryota; Metazoa; Cnidaria; Anthozoa; Scleractinia; Pocilloporidae.
AAUCGAUCGGCCUCGGGUAUGCAAGCUUCAAAAAUAUUUUGUAGAUUUUUCUUCAAUCUAAAGCCGUUUCGAUCGUGUCGAAGGUCAGUUCAUAGGCUUUAUGUACCCAAAUGCGAAAGGACUGGUCAAGAACUUGAAGAAGUUGUAAAGAAAAUCGACCAUCAUAUCGAAAGCAGUCGACGUUUGUUCGUAAUAACCGGAGCGGGCAUUUCCACGGAAUCUGGGAUUAGGGAUUAUCGUUCCGAAAAUGUUGGUUUAUACGCAAUCAGCGAAAGCCGACCAAUCCAGUAUGCCGACUUUCUAAACAGCGCCGCAAAUAGAAAGAGGUAUUGGGCAAGGAACUAUGUUGGCUGGGAAGAAUUUUCAUCAAGAGAACCGAAUAGAGGCCAUUUUGCCUUGGCAGAGCUCGAGGAAAUAGGCAAAAUGCAUUGGCUAGUGACGCAAAAUGUGGACGCUCUGCACACCAAGGCUGGUUCUCAAAGGGUUUCAGAGCUUCAUGGUUGUGCACACAGGGUUACUUGCCUAGGGUGUAAUGAGCUGACUUUGCGGAAUGAUCUCCAACAAAGAAUUAAAGAACUUAAUCCUUUCUGGGAGGCUACUGCAAGUGGCCAUGCACCUGAUGGAGACACCUUUCUCUCAGAUGAUGAAGUCAAGGACUUUGUUGUACCUACUUGCCUUAACUGCGGUGGUAUUCUUAAGCCUCAUGUUGUAUUUUUUGGUGACUCUGUUCCUAAACCAAUGGUGUCUUCAAUUCAAAAACGCUUAGAAGAAUCUGAUUCAGUUUUAAUCAUAGGAUCUUCAGUUGAAGUGCAUUCAUCAUAUCGCUUUGCUGAUGCUGCCUGGCGGCAAAGCAAGCCCAUAGCGAUUUUGAAUAUUGGUGCAACAAGGGCUGAUAGGUUAGCCGCAGUCAAAGUGUCAGCUAUUGCUGGAGAUGUUUUACCAAGACUAAAAAUUCUGUCACAUGGUUUUAAUCUGAACUGUUCCUGAAAAUUUAUAAAACUGAUAAUAUUUUCUCUCUAAAAUGUAACAUGAGUGGCAGGUCUAGUUUAGAAUGAUCAUCAACAAGAUCCAUGUGAAAACUGUUCCUACCCAUUGCCAGGCUAACCCUUUAACUCCCAGAAGUGAUUGACAAGGAACCUCUCCUCUCAAUAUCCAUAUUUUAUCCAGCAAACAGGUAAUGAGAAAUUAUUCUCAAACCUAUCAGUUAGAUGCAAUCUUGAUCUAACACCAAAUCCUUGUGACUAAUUUACAAGGAAAUGAGUAGCAGCUAGAGGGGAGAAUUAACAAUCAGAUCUGGGGAGUUGAAGGGUUUAGUGGCAUAACUCACUGUUCCAGAUAAGAGACGGGUCUCGGGUCAAAUACGCGACGGCAACCGCUACCUGACCCGACUCUGACUAAAAGGAAAAUCACCUAAAGUACUCAUAUAAAUUAAAAUACUAUAAUUACGAAAGAAAACAAAAGUAAAUAAAAGAGUGAAGUUUCUAAUGAAAAACAAUUGAAAAAAAAUAACUAAUACAAGAUAUCAAGGAAAAGAAGUUUGAAAAAACAACUCUACAAAUUUCCAAAGGCGACUUACACUUGCGAAUCAUUUGGUCCUCUGUUAAUUUAGCAAAUAAAAAAGAACGUGCCCCUGAAAUAAAAAUUGCCUUGCUGU